AUGGACGCGCCGGCCGCCUGCGAGAUCGAGCGCCUGCCGGAGGACCUCCUGGUGCACGUGAUCUCGCUCACCUCGCCGGCGGACGCCUUCCGCGCCACCGCUGUGUCCAGGGCCUUCCACGCCGCCGCCGACUCAGACACGGUCUGGUCCCGCCUCCUGCCGCGCGACCUCCCGCAGUUCGCCAGGAGAGAGAUCCCCCGCAAGCCGCCGUCGACCAAGAAGGGGAUGUUCCGGCGCCUCUCCGGCGAACCAGCCCUCCUCCCGGCCAAGUACGUGGUACGUGCUUGCGUUACUCCUCGAAUGCAACCCUUCACACAUCGAUUAGUUUGUCGCCUGGCUUAAGUAUCGCCCUGUGUUCCUACGUGCUGUACGUUGCAGCGCAUGCAGCUGGACAAGGCCACCGGCGCCAAGUGCUUCACGCUGUCG
Molecule: messenger RNA, 426 nt
Organism: Aegilops tauschii subsp. strangulata
Lineage: Eukaryota; Viridiplantae; Streptophyta; Magnoliopsida; Poales; Poaceae
Source: RefSeq, a predicted model, not a curated record